This is a messenger RNA of Schistocerca americana (American grasshopper), 603 nucleotides long. RefSeq names its product transcriptional regulatory protein AlgP-like. Gene Ontology annotation, cellular component: nucleosome. The transcript is spliced from 3 exons. The coding region runs from base 1 to 603 and encodes 200 amino acids. The record is from RefSeq and is a predicted model, not a curated record. Gene Ontology annotation, molecular function: structural constituent of chromatin; DNA binding. NCBI's taxonomy places the organism in Eukaryota, Metazoa, Arthropoda, Insecta, Orthoptera, Acrididae. Gene Ontology annotation, biological process: nucleosome assembly.
AUGCACAAAAUUUUACACAGUUUCCACACUUUGGGUCCACCAUGCAGCAGAUUGACAUUUGUCAAGCCCAGCAAAAAGCCCAGCAAAAAGCCCAGCAAAAAGCCCAGCAAAAAGCCCAGCAAAAAGCCCAGCAAAAAGCCCAGCAAAAAGCCCAGCAAAAAGCCCAGCAAAAAGCCCAGCAAAAAGCCCAGCAAAAAGCCCAGCAAAAAGCCCAGCAAAAAGCCCAGCAAAAAGCCCAGCAAAAAGCCCAGCAAAAAGCCCAGCAAAAAGCCCAGCAAAAAGCCCAGCAAAAAGCCCAGCAAAAAGCCCAGCAAAAAGCCCAGCAAAAAGCCCAGCAAAAAGCCCAGCAAAAAGCCCAGCAAAAAGCCCAGCAAAAAGCCCAGCAAAAAGCCCAGCAAAAAGCCCAGCAAAAAGCCCAGCAAAAAGCCCAGCAAAAAGCCCAGCAAAAAGCCCAGCAAAAAGCCCAGCAAAAAGCCCAGCAAAAAGCCCAGCAAAAAGCCCAGCAAAAAGCCCAGCAAAAAGCCCAGCAAAAAGCCCAGCAAAAAGCCCAGCAAAAAGCCCAGCAAAAAGCCCAGCAAAAAGCCCAUGGGGCAGCCAACUUAA